Ochotona curzoniae (black-lipped pika) is the source of this 1257-nucleotide messenger RNA. RefSeq names its product divergent protein kinase domain 1B (gene DIPK1B). The transcript has 5 exons. NCBI's taxonomy places the organism in Eukaryota, Metazoa, Chordata, Mammalia, Lagomorpha, Ochotonidae. The coding region runs from base 1 to 1257 and encodes 418 amino acids. The record is from RefSeq and is a predicted model, not a curated record.
AUGCGGCGGCUCCGGCGCCGGGCGCACCUGCUGCUGCUCUGCCCCUUUGCCAAGGGCUUGCAGGGGCGCCUCCCUGGCCUCAGGGUCAAGUACGCCUUCCUGCUGUGGCUGGGCAUCUUCGCGGGCAGCUGGCUGCUGUAUGGGCGCUACUCGGCUUACUCGGAGCUGUGUCGCGGCCACGUGUGCCAGGCGGUCAUUUGUGACCAGUACCGCAAAGGUGUCAUCUCGGGCUCCGUCUGCGAGGACCUGUGCGAGCUGGGCAGGGUGCAGUGGAAGGCCUGCCGCUCCUCAUCGCCCAGCCGGCAGGUGUACAGCGGCCUCUGGCGGGACACGGAGGUGACCAUCAAGUGUGCCAUUGAGGAGGCCCGGGGGGACACGGCGCCCCGGCGGGAGCUGGCUCUCUUUGACAAGCCCACCCGGGGGACGUCCAUGAAGGAGUUCAGGGACAUGACCCUCGGCUUCCUUAAGGCAAACCUGGGAGACCUACCGUCCUUGCCCACGCUGGUGGGUCAGGUCCUGGUCCUGGCCGACUUCAACAAGGACAGGCGCGUGUCCCUGGCCGAGGCCAAGUCUGUGUGGGCCCUGCUGCAGAGGCACGAGUUCCUGCUGCUGCUGUCGCUGCAGGGCAAGGAGCACGCGGCCCGGCUGCUGGGCCACUGUGGGGACCUGUACCUCACCGAGGGCGCCCCGCGCGGCUCCUGGCACGGGGCCACGCUGCUCCCACUGCUGCCGCCCGCCCUGCAGCACUGGCUGGGACCAGCGUGGCCGUGGCGCGCCAAGGUGGCCAUCGGCCUGCUGGAGUUCGUGGAGGAGCUUUUCCACGGCUCCUACGGGACCUUCUACAUGUGUGAGACCACACUGGCCAACGUGGGCUACACGGCCACCUAUGACUUCAAGAUGGCCGACCUGCAGCAGGUGGCCCCCGAGGUGGCGGUCAGGCGCUUCCUGCAGGGCCGGCGCUGCGAGCACAGUGCCGACUGCACCUACGGGCGCGACUGCAGGGCGCCCUGCGACCGGCUCAUGCGGCAGUGCAAAGACGACCUCAUCCAGCCCAACCUGGCCAAGGUGUGCGAGCUGCUGCGCGACUACCUGCUGCCCGGCGCGCCGGCCGAGCUGCGCGACGAGCUGGGCCGCCAGCUGCGCACCUGCACCACGCUCAGCGGGCUGGCCAGCCAGGUGGAGGCGCACCACUCGCUCGUGCUCAGCCACCUCAAGACCCUGCUCUGGCGCAAGAUCUCCAACACCAACUACUCAUAG